Molecule: messenger RNA, 2241 nt
Organism: Plutella xylostella (diamondback moth)
Lineage: Eukaryota; Metazoa; Arthropoda; Insecta; Lepidoptera; Plutellidae
Cellular component (GO): Golgi apparatus
Molecular function (GO): protein binding
Source: RefSeq, a predicted model, not a curated record
GGCCGGUGACUCGUAAUUUGCAGUGCGUUCUGAAACUGAAACUGCGCAUGUUUCCCGUGAGCCGGCGGCGGCAGUCGGCGGCGUGGGUCGUUGCCGGCGUCAGUCCGCGCCGUCCCGCCAACGCCACGCACCGUGCGUCGCCAAAUUCUACAACCUUCCAAAAACAAACAAUCAGAUAAAUCCCCACCCUGCUUCCGUGUUUAUUGUGUAUUUUUUUGUGCUGUGAGGUGGUCGGUGGCUGUGCAAUCAGCGUCGUGUUGACAAGCGGAGAUGCUGAGGGGCCGGUGAGAUGUGGCAGUGGAUGGAGGGCGGCGGCGCGGCGCCGUGCGCGCGCGGGAAGCACGCGGCGUGCGUGCUGGGCAGCGCGGUGUACGUGCUGGGCGGGCGGGGCGCCGGCGGGAACCUGCCGCUUAGGGACUUCUGGCGGUAUCAUCUGGCAUCAGGCGUGUGGGAGCGGCUGGACGGCGGGCCGGCGGCGCCGCCCGCGCUGCAGGAGCACUCGGCGACCCCGCACGAGGCCUCGCUCUACGUGUUCGGCGGGGAGGUGGGCGCGCUCGCCACCGAGACGCCGUUGUGGGUCUACAACACUGAGACUCGUCUCUGGCGCAAGCUGGCGGGGUCGCCCGCGCCGGUACCGCGACGGGGGCGGCGCGCAGGGGGCGGCAAGCCGGCGGGGGGCGGGCCGCGGGGGCGCCGCGGACACUCCGCGCACGCGCUCAAGGACUGCCUGCUCGUGUAUGGAGGCUACAUGGACCUGAAGGGCUCCACUAAUGAGCUAUGGGCUUUUCACUAUGAGUCAGAGUCGUGGCACCAGGUGCGCACGGCGGGGCCGGGCCCGGCGCGGCACCGGCACGCCGCCGCGCUGCACGACAACAAGCUGUACGUGCACGGCGGCCAGUGCGACCUGCGGGAGUGCGCCGACCUGUGGCACUAUGACACCAUGUCCCGCGUGUGGAGCCAGGUGCGCACGCCGGCCAAGCUGUCCCCGGGCCCCCGCUCGGGCCACGCGGCGCUUCGGGCCGGUGCGCACCUCUACAUCUUCGGCGGGGAGAGCGCCGCCGUGCCCACUAAUGAGCUCUGGAGGUUCCACUUCGCGACGGAGAGCUGGGAGCGCAUCCACCAGAACCUGUCGUGGCCGUCGCCGCGCGUGGACUGCCGCCUGCUGCUGGUGCCGGGGGCGGCGCCGGGGCCGCGGGGGCGCGCGGGGGGGCCGGGGGCGGUGGCCCCGCGCCCCGCGCGCCCCGACCCGCCCUCCUCGCUGCUGCGCGAGAUCUCCAAGCUGUCGUCGUUCCACAUGCGGCGCAACAACCGUGCGUCCUACUCCGUGCUGGACCAGGACUCCACCGAGAGCCUGCACGCGCCGCCGCCGCCGCUGCCCAAGAGCCUGUCCGCCUACGUCAUCGACAAGCGGCAGCCGGGGGACGGCUCCGAGCGGGGCGCGGGGGGCGGCGGCGGGGGCGGGGGGCGCGGGGAGCUGGCCCGGGAGCGCAUCUCGGUGCCGGACUUCGCGGACAUGGUGCUGCCCGCGCCGGCGCUGUCACCCGCCGCCGCCGCCAAGCUCGUGUACCUCGACUCCGACGAGGAGGAGGACAUGAAGCGCGAGCUGCGCGAGAUGGAGCUGCUCAAGCGGCAGGAGGGCCGCCUCAACGAGUACACGAAGGUCGAGCGAGUCAUCGUCGCGAUCCCUAAAUCCGCUUCCGUAAGAUUCACGAAGGAGCCGACAGUGGUGACCGCGGAGGACGAGAGCGAGCUGUCCACGUCGGACUACGCGAGUGCGGAGCGCGUGAACCGGCUGUCCGGCACCUCGUCCCUCGGGUUCUGCAACCCGCACUACCUGGGCGGGGACGUGCGGCGGCUGGGCGCGGCGCUCACGCCGGACUCGGGCGUGGCGGGCGACAUCGAGCUGCAGGACCUGAGCGAGCGGGCGCGCGGGGGCGGGGGCGCGGGGGGCGGGGCGCUGGUGUUGCUGCUGGUGGGCGGGCGCGAGCCGGCGCACCCCGCGCUGCUGCAGCGCCCGCUGUCCAUGUGGACCUACCGCCUGCUGUAGGGGACACUAUAGGGCUAAUUUCGAAUGUAACUUCAGACACAGACCGCAUAACCGAGGCAUACUUCGAUGAAAAACAAAUCGCUGAAAAGAGGAAGGUUGCGGGUGAAGUAGUCUUGUUUUCAUUGGCUCGUUCAAAGCCUAGAUAUAUGGUCGGUGCCUUGAGAUGAGCCAAUAAGAAAGCCAGUCCAGUCCAA